GGGUUUUAACUUUUGAGCUUUUUAAACCCACCCUCUUCUCUAGCGCCUUAUCUCCUCUCUCCGUCGUUUCAUCUGUCUGCUCCCAUGUCCGCCACAGAGGAGAGGGCCUUACUCUCGUGGCGCCAAAUCCCGCACCUCCAAUGCGGUGUCGUUACACCAAGUACAACCCGCCACGCGCUCCGGCAGAGCGCCACCGUCAGUUUCGCGGCCUCCGCCGGUGACUGCAGGUUCGCCUGCUUCUCGGUGGCGGAAACGAAACUGCAUCCGGACCAUUUCGUUCCGACACUGUCUCAGCUCCUUAAGCACCCUCUGGCCAUCUUGGCGUUCGUGCCCAGAGAUGCUUCCCUCUUCUCUGCCGGAGCCAUCGCCGGUGCCGCCGCAAAGACCGUCACAGCGCCGCUCGACCGUAUCAAGCUCCUUAUGCAGACUCAUGGUGUGCGGGUUGGGCAAGAUAGUGCUAAGAAGGCGGCAAUAGGUUUCGUGGAGGCCAUAACAGUUAUAGGAAAGGAAGAAGGGAUUAGAGGUUACUGGAAGGGGAACCUCCCUCAGGUUAUCCGGGUUAUACCUUAUAGCGCAGUUCAGCUUUUUGCUUAUGAAAUUUAUAAGAAAAUAUUCAGGGGACAGAAUGGCGAGCUCUCUGUUGUGGGAAGACUUACAGCAGGUGCUUUUGCUGGCAUGACAUCUACUUUUAUUACCUACCCAUUAGAUGUUCUGAGAUUACGAUUAGCAGUUGAACCUGGUUAUCGAACCAUGUCAGAGGUUGCCUUGAGCAUGCUAAGGGAGGAAGGAGUUGCAUCUUUCUACAAAGGCCUGGGGCCUUCUCUAAUUGCAAUAGCUCCUUAUAUUGCUAUGAAUUUUUGUGUUUUUGACUUGUUAAAGAAGUCAUUGCCUGAGAAAUAUCAAAAUAGAACUGAAACAUCUAUCCUUACUGCCUUGCUUUCGGCAUCUCUUGCCACAAUGACAUGCUAUCCUCUCGACACUGUCAGAAGACAGAUGCAAUUGAAGGGUACACCUUAUAAGACAUUAUUAGAUGCUUUUUCAGGUAUUGUAGCUCGAGAUGGAGUUACUGGUUUGUAUCGAGGAUUUGUGCCCAAUGUUCUAAAAACCCUACCAAACAGCAGCAUCAAGCUUACCACUUAUGACAUUGUUAAGCGCAUAAUUGCAGCUAGUGAAGAAGAAUUUCAAACAAUUGUAGAGGAAAAUCGCAACAAACAAAAGAACAUAAACAAUCAAAGAUAGUGAGUGACCUUUGAUAUCAUGAUAUUAUUUUAGCCAUUCUUGCUCUCAAAUUUUGUUUAUUUGAGAACAAUACUCCCUUCAUUAUUGUGGGAAUUGCUUUAGUCUCUCUGCCAGCAGUAAUGAUAAUUAUCCAGCUGACAAGGUUCCUGUACCUGUUGGCUGAGAAUUUUGUAGGAUAAUAUUUUUUUGCUAGGAGUGUUGUAUAUGCUAUUUAACCUUUGAUGAAUUCAUUUUUAGGUGUAAUAUUUUGGAGAUGCACACAGAAUGUGAAAAUUUUGGAUCUA
Molecule: messenger RNA, 1523 nt
Organism: Lotus japonicus
Lineage: Eukaryota; Viridiplantae; Streptophyta; Magnoliopsida; Fabales; Fabaceae
Product: probable envelope ADP,ATP carrier protein, chloroplastic
Exons: 10
Coding region: 85-1239 (384 amino acids)
Biological process (GO): transmembrane transport
Cellular component (GO): thylakoid membrane
Molecular function (GO): ATP transmembrane transporter activity
Source: RefSeq, a predicted model, not a curated record